Molecule: messenger RNA, 1451 nt
Organism: Cynoglossus semilaevis (tongue sole)
Lineage: Eukaryota; Metazoa; Chordata; Actinopteri; Pleuronectiformes; Cynoglossidae
Gene: irf1b
Product: interferon regulatory factor 1b
Biological process (GO): regulation of transcription by RNA polymerase II; immune system process
Cellular component (GO): nucleus
Molecular function (GO): DNA-binding transcription factor activity, RNA polymerase II-specific; RNA polymerase II cis-regulatory region sequence-specific DNA binding
Source: RefSeq, a predicted model, not a curated record
CCCGGGGAAAACCCGCCGUAGAAAACAGUAUAAAAACAGAGCUGCGUAGAUAUCACUUCAGUCUUCAAAUAGACAGACCAAAGACCGAGAGAGGAAUACAUCAAACCCCUUUGAUUACCUUCUGUGCCGAUUCUCCAAAGGACAGAAAACCAAGCAUACAAACAUGCCUGUAACAAGAAUGAGGAUGAGGCCAUGGCUGGAGAAGAUGAUCGACUCCAAAUGCAUCAGUGGUCUGACAUGGAUGGACAAGGAGAGGACCAUGUUCUCCAUCCCAUGGAAGCAUGCAGCUCGACACGGCUGGGAGAUGGACAAAGAUGCCUGUCUUUUCAAAAAGUGGGCCAUUCACACAGGAAAAUACAUUGAGGGUCAGGCCUGCGACCCCAAGACAUGGAAAGCCAACUUCCGCUGCGCAAUGAACUCGCUACCUGACAUUGAGGAGGUGAAAGACAAGAGCGUCAACAAAGGCCAACAAGCCAUGCGUAUCUUCAGGAUGCUGCCUGUUUCUGGGAAAUCUCGAGAUAGACGAAGAAAAGCAAAGGUAAAGCUGAGCAAGAAGAACUCCACUGACAAGACGGAGGAAGACACAGACUACAGAGCCAGCAUUCGAUGUGAAGGACAUGUUGCAAAGACAUACCAUCGAAGUCGGGCCGUGGAACGGAGAUAUGGAGUACGAUUCGGAUGACAUAACGACCAAUAACUUUGAAGUAUUGGCCCCCUACUGCAAUCGGUUUCAACUCUCACCACCCCACAGACAUGAUUAUUCCGAAAACAUUCUUGAGAAUUUCCAACACUAUUUGGAUCAGCAAGACAUGAGUUUAAGCAGCCUGUUUACCGACCAGUCUUCAUCAGAUGAAACAGACGAAAAUGCCAACUACACAAUUUUGGACAAUGUUCAACCAAGUCUCACAGUAAACCCCUGGUCAGACAUUUUCUAGCUGUGUGCUAUCAGUACACAGCAGUGCUUUUAGCACUUCGGACUUAAAAAAAAAAAAAGCUGCUCCUGUCUGUUGUAUCCUCUCAUCACCUCAUUCCACCGGCGUGUAGGAAUUAGCAUCCGGCUCGACCGCAGGUGGCACCAGUUCCAGAAUCCUUCCUCAUCUCACCCCUCCUUGACAUGAAGUUUUGAUGGCGAAAGGGAUCGCCGCUCCGUGCCUUAUUCAAGCUCUUUGAGAUGUUCUACAGUAACAGAAGCGGGUGACCCUCAAUCAGGGUUGAUUGUACACAUUUGUACAUGUUGUCAAUAUAAAUCACGUCUUUUUCCGUUUUCAGCAAAUAGGCUAUGUUUAGUUAGAUUUCAUUAACAUACAGCAUAUACUUAUCAGCCACUUGUAAUGUCACCUCUCCCUAAAUUUGCACUUAGUUUGCUUACGGCAAUGGAACUAUUUGUAAAUAAUGUUGUUGUUGUUGUUUUUUUGAGUUGUCAUAAAUAAAGUUUAUUAUCUCAAUGAGAA